GGGCAUGCACUUUCAAAGAGUGAAAGGAGGCAUAAAAAAAUGUUCCCCUUAAAUCCGAUUCUUUAAACUCCAACUCCAACCGACGGAGGAAUUCCAGUGGAGCCGAAUCACGAUACAUCACAAACGACUAGCGUGGGCCCCACCGAAAAAGAUGUUCUGGACGGCGACUUUUCGUAACGUGGUACAGAUGCAAGCCCAUCAGAUAAUAUCGUAUAAAUUCUAUCCUCCGUGUGACCACACGCAACACUGUACUCCCACCACUCGCCAUUGAACUUUCUUUUUCCCUGAAACCAACAGCUAGGGUUUUUGCACCCGGAGGGAGCGAGGGAGGGAUUGGAACGGCGAAACACCAGAAGAGUAGCAGGUUCUUCUGAGAUCGGCUUCUGGGUGCGUCGACGAUGGGGAGAGGAAAGUUCAAGGGAAAGCCCACCGGUCGGCGCCAGUUCUCUACCCCAGAGGAGAUGCUUGCUGGUUCCUCUGCUCGUCCACGCACUUUCAAAAAGGAGCAAGUUGAAGUGGAAGAAGAAGAAGAAGUGAUAGAAUCUGGAGAAGAAUCUGAAGAGGAGCAUGAGAAGCAAAAGGGAACCCAAGGUAUUAUUGAGAUUGAGAAUCCUAAUUUGGUAAAGCCAAAAAACAUGAAAGCAAGAGAUAUCAAUAUUGACAAAACAACUGAACUUUCAAGGCGUGAAAGAGAGGAGAUUGAGAAACAAAGAGCUCAUGAGCGAUAUAUGAGGCUGCAAGAACAAGGAAAGACAGAGCAAGCAAGGAAAGAUUUAGAGCGUUUAUCUCUUAUUCGACAACAGAGGGAAGAGGCUGCUAAAAAGAGAGAAGAGGAGAAGGCUGCCAAGGCACAGAAGAAAUCUGAAGCUCGAAAAUGACCUAGAACAGUGGCAUGCAAAUAUAAUGCAAUCAAGUUGUACUCUCUAUUACAAAAAGCAUUGUUUGCGGACAUGAUUACUACUUGGUUUAUUUUAUAAUGUCCUUGGUAAUUGUAAAAACCAAUAUACCCCAUUUACCUUCCCAACCCCCAAUCCUUCUUCUUUCCUCUUCUUCUUCUUUGUCUUCUUUUCUCUGCUGGACCAUGUUUUCUUGCAUCUUUUAAAACAAGUAGAAUUCUAAUA
Molecule: messenger RNA, 1121 nt
Organism: Malania oleifera
Lineage: Eukaryota; Viridiplantae; Streptophyta; Magnoliopsida; Santalales; Ximeniaceae
Exons: 8
Coding region: 399-878 (159 amino acids)
Cellular component (GO): cytosol
Molecular function (GO): RNA binding
Source: RefSeq, a predicted model, not a curated record